AUGCCAAUAUUUAAAAGUAGUAGUAGUAGUAGUAGUAGUAGUAGUAGUAGUAGUAGUAGUAGUAGUAGUAGUAGUAGUAGUAGUAGUAGUAGUAGUAGUAGUAGUAGUAGUAGUAGUAGUAGUAGUAGUAGUAGUAGUAGUAGUAGUAGUAGUAGUAGUAGUAGUAGUAGUAGUAGUAGUAGUAGUAGUAGUAGUAGUAGUAGUAGUAGUAGUAGUAGUAGUAGUAGUAGUAGUAGUAGUAGUAGUAGUAGUAGUAGUAGUAGUAGUAGUAGUAGUAGUAGUAGUAGUAGUAGUAGUAGUAGUAGUAGUAGUAGUAGUAGUAGUAGUAGUAGUAGUAGUAGUAGUAGUAGUAGUAGUAGUAGUAGUAGUAGUAGUAGUAGUAGUAGUAGUAGUAGUAGUAGUAGUAGUAGUAGUAGUAGUAGUAGUAGUAGUAGUAGUAGUAGUAGUAGUAGUAGUAGUAGUAGUAGUAGUAGUAGUAGUAGUAGUAGUAGUAGUAGUAGUAGUAGUAGUAGUAGUAGUAGUAGUAGUAGUAGUAGUAGUAGUAGUAGUAGUAGUAGUAGUAGUAGUAGUAGUAGUAGUAGUAGUAGUAGUAGUAGUAGUAGUAGUAGUAGUAGUAGUAGUAGUAGUAGUAGCAGUAGUAGUAGUAGUAGUAGUAGUAGUAUAUUUUAG
This is a messenger RNA of Schistosoma rodhaini, 669 nucleotides long. The record is from the annotation of a GenBank genome assembly. NCBI's taxonomy places the organism in Eukaryota, Metazoa, Platyhelminthes, Trematoda, Strigeidida, Schistosomatidae.